Messenger RNA from Plectropomus leopardus (leopard coralgrouper), 3130 nucleotides. The record is from RefSeq and is a predicted model, not a curated record. Lineage: Eukaryota; Metazoa; Chordata; Actinopteri; Perciformes; Serranidae.
AACAAGAUAACAACUUUCUGCUCACUCUCGACUGAACUCUUAUUAUAAUUAUUGGGCGUGCGAGGAUGGUGACUUGAAAUUACUCCUAAACACAAUGUGAAGCCCACAUGACCAAGCACGUAACCCAUUUUGCAGUAUUAUCACUCCAGAAAGCUGACUGCGCAGAAUGCACGAAACAUUCAGAGAAUACUUUCUUUCCCAAACUCAUGAAUGGACAUUUGUGUCCAAAUAAAUGUGCUUGCUGUUGAGCCACAUUUGCACUCAAUCCAUGUCUUCAAAGUGCGAACCCAAAGCUAUUGGUGCAUUUUCUUUUAUUAGUGGGGGUCAAAAUGUGUCGAACACAAUGAAUGAUUUGUACAGAAAACAAACACUAGUUGGAAGUAGUCGUCAAAAAUUAUUUACCCUCUGUAUAAAAGUCUCCUUGUUGUGGUAUGCAUGAAUGCUCGCCUUAUUCUCACUAUGAACCCCUUUCCUGAUGCUGUACAUGGAGAUAUUCACAUAAAAGACAUGGUCAUCAAAUAGCUUUGUGUGGGCCUUCAAAGCCGGGUGUCUUCAGCUUCCAACAAGUCCAACAACAAAAAAACAGAAAAAAAAAUCAGUGUCGCUCUGCUGACCAAACAUAAAAAGAAACCAUUACAAAGGUUGAACUGUUUUACCCCUCUUUCACCCUCCCGCCCUUUCUUUUGGCAGAAACAAUGUUGCUGCAUUACUUGACUGUUAUCCUUCCCCCCUGAUGAUUUUCUUUAGCAUUUUUUACUUCUCUUGUUUGAACAGAUGCUGCCCCCCUCCUGGCGCCCCCAUCCUCUGGGACUGCUAUAAGGCUGAGCACAAUGAGCCUCGCCGGGAAGACUCCACGGGGCGGUGAAGAGAGAAGUUUGAAGCCCAGCUGCUGCUGUUCAGGAGACGGUGUGUCCGAGCUCUCACGACGUCGCUACCUUUAGUUUAUUUUUUUUUAUUGGGAAGUUAUCACCGACUUCAGUGAAGUUUUUUUUAUAUAUCUGACCUGAGAGGACUGCACAUCCGCCCCGGCAUCAUGACUCGGAGAUCCUGUGCCAUUUACGCCACCGGGAUCGUGUGCGCUCACCUCCUGAUAGUGGGGAUCGCCCUGGUCGUGGCUCAAGUCUUCCAAACAAUGAUCCACAGCCGGUUAAAAAAGGAAAUCACUUUGACAGAGAAGAGCCAAGUGUUUGAAUCGUGGAAGAAUCCGCCUCCACCUGUUUACAUGGAGUAUUACUUCUUCAAUGUGACCAAUGCAGAGGAGUUCUUGGCGGGCGGGAAGGCAGCUGUUAAACAGAUCGGACCUUAUACUUACAGGGAAUACAGGCCGCGGGAGAACAUAACUUUCCUGGAGAACGGCACCAAGCUUUACGCCCUCAACCCCAAAACUUUUGUGUUUGUGCCGGAGAAGUCAGCCGGUAACCCCGAGGUCGACCUCGUCAGGACCGUCAACAUCCCGUUUGUGGCGAUCAUGAACGAGCUGAACUCCUACUCCUUCCUCCUGCGAACUUUCGUUUCCAUGUACGUAAACUCACUGGGCGUUGAAAUGUUCAUGACGCGCACCGUCCACGAAGUCCUGUGGGGCUUUAAAGACCCUCUCCUGACAAAGGUCCACACCAUGAAGCCCGAGGUGGACGAAUAUUUUGGGCUGAUGUGGAAGAAAAAUGGCACCCAUGAAGGAGAGUUUGUGUUCCACACCGGCGAGGAAAACUACUUGGAUUAUGGCAAGAUAGACACGUGGAACGGCCUGAGGGAGAUGUCGUGGUGGUCCUCCAAUCAGAGCAACAUGAUCAACGGUACAGACGGCGCGGUCUUCCACCCUCUGAUUAACAGGAACGAGCUCCUCUACAUCUUUGCUGCUGAUCUCUGCAGGUCUAUCCAUCUAGCCUACGUGGAAGAUGUUGAGGUGAAAGGCAUCCAGGCAUACCGCUUUGCACCCCCUAAUGACGUCCUCAUGAGCCCUAAAGACAACCCCACGAACGCGGGCUUCUGUGUGCCAGCUGGAGACUGUCUCGGCACCGGGGUGCUCAAAGUCAGCGUUUGUCGAGAAGGUGCUCCCAUCGUGGUUUCUUUCCCCCACUUUUACCAAGCCGACCCCAAGUACAUUAACGCUGUUGAGGGACUCAGCCCCAACAAGGAGGAACACGAGACGUACCUCGACCUGCAGCCGACCACAGGGGUUCCUAUUCGUGCCUGCAAGAGAGCUCAGCUCAAUAUCAUCCUGAAAAGAGUCCCAGGCUUCCCCAAAACCAAGUUCAUCAACGAGACCAUUUUCCCCAUCAUGUUCGUCAAUGAGACGGCGACUAUUGACGAUGAUUCUGCAUCCCAAAUGAGGACGCUGCUCCUCAUUGUGACUCUUGUGUCAAACUUCCCGUUGCUCAUCGUUGGCAUGGGCAUCAUCCUGCUGCUGGUGCUCGUCGUUUUGUUCUGCCGAAACCGCCAAAAGAAGAAUGAAGUAAAACGUAUUGAUUUUACUGAAGCUUUUCAUUCUUUUACUACGGUGAAAGACGACACGGCCUACACUCAGGUCAGCGACAAACCCGACGAGCCGUCAGAAACGCAAGCCAACCAGCCGAUGAGGAACGGCUCCUACAUCGCCAUGUCUCCAGUGGAGGCCCAGAAGUGUUGAUCGAGGAUCCCCUCCCCAAGCGUGGAGCUCAGGAAGGGGGCUGAGGGAGCAGCACAGGGGUGUUACAUUACCACGGGCGGGGGUUUGCACACACAGCGGGCUCUUUUUCACUUAUUCCCGGGGGUGGUGGGUAUGGAAAGGCCCAGUAAACGUUUAGUUGACUAAGACAUUGCUCCUCUCACUGAGCCCUCUUAUGACUGUCUGUCCUCCUCUACUCUACCUGCUGAGCAUGGCCCUCACUGCCUGCCGUACUGCAACACAACAAACUCCCACACUCUGAUUCCUCCGUCCUGGUCGUCCUUUGAAGACGAAGGGACUCUGGGCGGCUCGGCCAGGACAAGCCUUUCUUUCUCCGUAAUUCUUCUGAGGGAACACGGUAGCAUAGCUGUCGCACAAGGAUGCAUGAGCAGACUGUUCAAAGAGUGUUAGUAUUCCCCUGAACAACAGUGGGUGUUGUUACCAUCGUAUUCUCUCUCCAUCAGAUGAAACUUCACACCGACAGAU